AUGGCGACUCCUACGGAUCUUGCCGGGCUUCAGCAGGCGCUGAACAAGAACGACAAGUUCGACUUGACCCGAACAGACUCCUUCGUUGAAAAAGCGGAAGAACUGCUCAGGCAGCAGCUGCCUGAGAAGCACGAACAUGACAAAGAGGCAACGGAGAAGAUGGUGGCAUUCGAUCGUCGCAACUCGGCGAUGUCGCUGGACAACGCUAAAUAA
This is a messenger RNA of Neospora caninum, 213 nucleotides long. RefSeq lists its product as hypothetical. The transcript is spliced from 3 exons. NCBI's taxonomy places the organism in Eukaryota, Apicomplexa, Conoidasida, Eucoccidiorida, Sarcocystidae. The record is from RefSeq and is a predicted model, not a curated record. The coding region runs from base 1 to 213 and encodes 70 amino acids.